Messenger RNA from Paraglomus brasilianum, 1869 nucleotides. Lineage: Eukaryota; Fungi; Glomeromycota; Glomeromycetes; Paraglomerales; Paraglomeraceae. The record is from the annotation of a GenBank genome assembly.
AUGGAUAAUGUUACAGCAGACUUGGAAGCGAUAAUCGCAGGAAACCGAAGCUCCCUUUUGAUGCCUAGCGAUUCAGAAUCGAGUGCAGAUUAUACCAAAUUGGAACGCCUGUUGGAUCGGAGCAGAAGGCUUUCGGACGAAGUUGAUAAAUUCUUCGACGAUUCGCCGCCUAACUUACAAGGAAAAAACAGAGUAAACAGAAUGCGAGAAAGCUUGGCUUUAUUUAAGCGAUUAAACGAUGACAACAUCGGCAUACAACUUUGGGAGGACGUUACUAUUAACAGCGAUGAAGACUUCGAUGACACAGGCAUUAUCCACGAAGUCACCAAAGUCGUAAACGCGUUUAAAUCCCAAAAAGAAAACAGUUUAAGCUCAGCGAACAAAGAAAAUGCGAUACCAGCAAAAAGGGAUAUUGUCGAAGAGAUAAUGGGCGUUUUGGAAGAGUGGACAAAGGCCUUGGGCUUACCUAAAGCUGUUGAUCGAAUUGCAGCCUUACCUGUUAUAGGAGUUUCGAGCAAGGAUCCCGUGGAAGAAUGUACACAGUUGUUAGAAGAGAUUAAAAUAAGUAUAGAAAAGCCUUUGAUUUUUACUAAAAGACGGCUAUCAGAAAGAGAGGAUCAUGAAGAUUAUGAUUAUAAACCUGUUGUCAGCAAAAAAGAGUGGACGCAUAAUGAGACUUUAGUACUCAACUCUGGCGAGACAUCAGAAUCGGCUGUAAUUAGUAGUGCUAUAGUCAAAGCUCCUUGCAAGAACUCUCAGGAAAUUCCCUGCAAGACACCCCAGGAAAUUCCCUGCAAGACACCCCAGGAAACUCCUUGCAAGCCUCUUCAGGAAAUUCCUUGCAAGAUACCUCAGGAAACUCCGUGCAAGAUACCUCAGGAAACUCCGUGCAAGAACCCUCAGGAAACAUGUUUAGAUUUGAAUGGGGUAAAAGAUGACGUUAAAGCAAUAGAUAAACUAGUAAUGCAGCCAACCCAGGACAUUACGCUAUCCUAUCAAACACCGCAAAGAUGCUUGUUUAAUGAACAUGCAGAAACUCGCGUCGAGGAUGUAUCUAAUGUUGGAACAAGCAGAAGAUGGACGCGACUAAACGACAAAACACUCGAACAAAUGGCUUCAUAUAAAUAUGCUUACAGGACUAGAGCUCAGAAAACAAAAGAUGUUGCUCAAAGCGUCUCCCAACCAGAGCCUACAUAUAACAAUACGAAGAAAUCAUAUACUGUGCGCAUUAAAUCACCUUCGCGAUCGCCAGAAUCCCGGGUACCGACUACAGGUAGGAAGGCAUCGAGGGAGACUGUUGGUGAGAUUUACAAGUUUGGAUCAGCCAAACCGGUUCAGACAGAAAAAGGAACAGCUUCUAAACAUAUGGAAAGACAACCCCUUCAGGCAUGGUCUAAUUCCUUGAAUAAGACCAAUUCACAAGCUACUCCACAACAAAAGAGACUAACUUUAGCCGGACGAAGCACUUUAGCCGGACGAAACACUUUGGCCGGACGAAACACUUUAAACCCUUUGACUACAAAAAUUGACCAGAAUCCUCAAUCUAGACGAUCAACAACGACAACUUUACAACCCAAAUCGAUACUGUCGCUGCGGACACCGGGAACUGGAUUCUCAAAAUGGAGUUCAACAACGAAUCAAUCGGCGACUACCAACGCUCGUUUCACCGCACGUAGGAUAAGAGCACGCAGGACAGGCGUUAUGUCACGAAACGAAUCUCCCGCUAAAUCUACCAGAUCUCGUAAUUUUCCGACAGCAUCAUCGUCAACAGCAGCGCUCGAGACGCCUGCAUCAGUAACGUCUAAUUCAAGGAGUACCGUGAAAAGUUCGCGAUUAACAGCUCGGUUUGGGAAUAGCGCGUGGCGUUGA